Messenger RNA from Camponotus floridanus (Florida carpenter ant), 2559 nucleotides. RefSeq names its product ribosomal RNA processing protein 1 homolog (gene Nnp-1). Gene Ontology annotation, biological process: rRNA processing. The transcript is spliced from 7 exons. Bases 90 to 2453 code for a protein of 787 amino acids. Gene Ontology annotation, cellular component: preribosome, small subunit precursor; preribosome, large subunit precursor; nucleus. NCBI's taxonomy places the organism in Eukaryota, Metazoa, Arthropoda, Insecta, Hymenoptera, Formicidae. The record is from RefSeq and is a predicted model, not a curated record.
UAUGUACAGAUCAAUGGGAGUUGGCGAUCUAGUUAUAGUAUAGAUAUCUGUGGUACGUACGCACGUGUUAAAAAAAAGAUGUAACAGCAAUGUUGAGGAUUAACAACAAAAUGCAACUCAUAAGUGCUAAAAGUGAAAGUAAAAAGAAUUUGUUCAUCGUGCAAGAAAUUAAAAUAGCGCGACUAUUAGCUAAUAAUGACAAAAGAAUAAGAGAUAAAGCGUUAAAAAGAUUGAAAAAAUGGUUAACAGUACGAUCGCAAAGUUCGUUUGCUUUUACAAAAACAGACUUUAUGAGCUUGUGGAAAGGUCUGUUUUAUUGUAUGUGGAUGUCUGAUAAAAUGUUGAUUCAGGAAGAGUUAGCUGAAUCCCUUAGUAAACUUGUACAUUGUUUUGAUUCAAAAGAUACCAUUUUACUUUAUACCAGCUGUGCUUUAAAGACACUUGCUAUGGAAUGGUUUGGCAUAGAUCAAUAUAGAUUAGAUAAAUUUUUAAUGUUAGUUAGAAGGAUUCUUCGUCAAACAUUUGUAACUUGUAAAGAUAAAUCAUGGGAUAUCAAAUGGGUGACAGAAUUAUCACAAAUGUUUUUAGAACUGUUUUUACAUCCAAAAACUACUUUGGGAUUCAAUUUACAUAUGACAGAAAUAUAUUUGGAAGAACUUGCAAAGGUCAGCAAUGGAAAUAUAUCAGAAAGUGUUGUUCAUGAAUUUAUUAAACCAUUUAUUAUAUAUUUAAUGACAACUGAUGAUGAACGACAAAUGAAACAUAUUAUGCAACAUAUCUUUAGAUAUUUGAUAAAUCAAUCAGAUAUAGGUUUAGAUUAUAUGGAUAAAUUUAAAGCAUGGCAAAGAGCUGGUUUUCCUUGUGCACAUGUGGAUGAUAUGCAAAAAAUUGAGAUAGAUACAGAAGAAAAUAUUGAUAUUAAAAGUGGUCAUCUUUUGGAAAGUGAAAUACAAAAUAAAAGUGAAAAACCUUUAGAUCCAAGAGCAGGUAGAGUGGAUGUACAACUACCACAAAUACCUUUUAAUGCUGCAGAAAUUGUUAAAAUGCUUUCAGUACAUCAAUUUCAUCCAUCAUCAAAGACAAAAUCACGAAGACAACUUUCAAGACUUCUUGAAGAGUUUAGGGAAUUAUCAGAGGGAAGAAUGCCCCUUGGAAUAAAGAAAGUUAAGAAAUUAAAUUUGCAAAAACAUGAUUCGAAGAAAGAAUCAAGAAAGGCUGCAUUACACCUUAUACAAUUUGAGAAAAAGUUGUUUUCUGACAAUAUUAACAAAAAACAAAAAAGGAAGAGAAAUGGAGAAAUUAUUGCUAAUACAUUUUCUGAUCAUCUGAAAAAUAGAGACCAGUUAGAAUUGAAUUCUAUUAUAGACACUAUUGAUUCAAAAAGUGAUUCCAUUAAUUCAACUGCGAAUAUGAAGGCUAAUUUACAGGAUACAGAUGCAGAUAUAAUACCAAUUAAGAAACAAAAAAGAAACAAUGGAGAGACCACUGUUAGUAGUACAUAUUCUUCUAAUAAUCUAAAAAAUAGAGACUACUUAGAAUUGAAUUCUAUUGUAGACACUAUUGAUUCAAAAAGUGACUCCAUUGAUUCAACUGCGAAUAUGAAGAUUAAUUUACAAGAUACGGAUGCAGAUAUACUACCAACUAAAAAACAAAAAAAAAAGAAUGAAGAGGCCAUUGUUAGUAGUAUAUCUUCUUCUAAUAAUCUAAAAAAUAGAGACCACUUAGAAUUGAAUUCUAUUAGAGACACUAUUAAUUCAAAAAGUGAUUCAAUUGAUUCAAUUGCAAAUAUGAAAACUAAUUUACAGGAUGCAGAUGCAGAUAUACUGUCACCUAAAAAACAAGGAAGGAAAAGAAAUACAAACAUAGUGUCAUCUAAGAAAGAGAAGUGUAAUUUAACAUAUAAUAAAUUUGAUGAUAAACGUGUAAUUGAAGAUAAAAGGAAGCUAAAAACAAAAGUCCAUAGAAAAUUUAAUAAAACUAAGAAAAUUAAAUUGAGUCAGACGGAUGAUACAUUUAUAACAGAUAAUAAUUUAAAAUGUAAACCGAAGAAAACGGAGCUUCAUGAGAAGCAUACAUUUAAUAAGGAGCAAUACAUUUUCACCUCACCAGUUUUAAAGAAAAAAAAUUUACUUCGAAAGGCUACGAAAAAUAAGAAAUCCUUAGUUUUAAAAAAGACAAUAUUUGAGAAGAAUGUUACACAUAAUAAUGAAGGAACAUUGAAAGAUGAAUUAUCAAAUCAAACAAAAAAACAAAUUAAUUUAAAUAAUUCCUUGGAGAAGAAAAAAGUGGUCUUUGGUCUUUCUCGAAAUACUGAACAACAUACAUCAGAAUAUUUUCAGCAAGUUCGUAAAAGCCCGGCUAUUCCUUUCGAUGCAAACAAGAAACCAUUAGCUAGUGUUCUGAAAACAAGUGCUAUAUCGAGUCCACUCAAUCCAUUCUAUAAAAAAAAAUGAGUUCAAGGAAUUUUGACUUUUCUGAAAGUCUUCAACUUAUUGAUGUGAUGAAUUGACUACAAAUUUAUUUUGAAAUUAAUAUUAAUGAUUUAAAAUAAAUGUAUAC